Somion occarium is the source of this 1802-nucleotide messenger RNA. The record is from the annotation of a GenBank genome assembly. NCBI's taxonomy places the organism in Eukaryota, Fungi, Basidiomycota, Agaricomycetes, Polyporales, Cerrenaceae.
AACUCCGAAUCUCAAGGACAAUAUGUGCGAGCUAGUGCGAUCGACAUUUCGUAUAUAAAGUAACCUGCUGGAUAAUUUCGACUUCCCUUCCAACUGAAUUCGAGAUCGUUUCGAGUAUGGCUCCUACUCCGUAUCCUACGACCAUUCAAAGCCUACCGCCAGAACUCAUUGCCGCGAUCCUAGAAUGCCUGCAGUCUGAUAAAAACAGCCUGAAGUCGUGUACUUUGGUUUGCUCGGCAUGGCUCAAUCCUAGUCGAUCGUGUCUUUGGCAUGAAGCGCAGUUUAUUGGGUUCCAGCAGCCCCUUUUCUACAACAACUUUAUGAUUUCUUUGCGAUUUGGAGACCUCAUCAACAUUGGCCAGCACAUCCGGAAAUUAACACUCGUCGGUCCCAACAUUACGGAAGGCUACAAUGUGCCGACCGGAUGUCCGGCUCGUCCGCUGUCGACCACGGUACUCAUUGCUAUCCUAGACCAGUUGAAGAACCUUCGCAAGCUCGAGUUGCAAGAUUUCAAUCUAGCCUUGGAUCUUUCGACUUCCUACUGCAGAAAGGAUAUUUUCAGCAACAGUGUCCUUGAGACACUCGUCCUCAUAGAUGUUAUGACCGACCAGUCCUCGUCUCGCAAAGCCUUACUAGACUUUCUUCCUAUAAUAUUUCCCAGCCUCAAGGAACUCCGGGCAUCAGCGUUUCGUCCUGAUGAUGAUAUUGACGUUGAGGGUCGGCCGUUAUCGGGGUUGCGUCAUUUGUCGGUCAACCUCAUUACGCCUUCAGACGUGAGGUUUUGUCGCAGGAUGCUUAUGGCACAACCGAUACGUCGUCUGGAUCUCUUCGCUUUCAGCACAAGCAAGGAACAAAAAUUCUUGGCAUCUGGUGCGACCAGCAUACAGUACCUAUCUUUGCAUUUAGUGAAUUUCCUCUCUCGAUUCAAUCCCAAGGAUCUCAACCUUACUUCGUACACUGUACUCGAGAGUCUCGAUAUCAGUAUCGAGGUGCCAAGCGGCAUCACAUUGGAGGAAUUAUCCAUCACGACAUCCGACUUGUUCAAGUUCAUCGUUUCCACUCUGACGUCAAUCGCCAUGCCUCCUCAGCUUGAAACUUUAGUCUUGAGACUUGGCAUGGUGGUCGAUAGCGAUACUCGUUGGGUCUUACAUUCUGAGUUCGGAGCUCAAUGGGCUCAGAUCGCUGAGGCUGUCAAUGUUAGGCCUGAGCCAAAGAAGGUUGUAGUGCUUUUGCAAGAGCAUGACCCGUAUACAUACUCGCAAUGGGGAUCGGAACAUAUGAACACCUGGACGAGGACAACUAGUUCGCAUGGGCCAACGUGCGGGCAUGAAAUCUUCACAUCCAAUCGCUUCAUGGUGAACAGCGUAAGACUUUCAUCACCGAACUACUGAUGAGAUUUGAGGGCAUCUUUAGAACCGUACCCGCGAUGCCAUUGCAGGUCGGCAGGUCUAGAGCCUUCUUUAUGACUCUCGUCGUGGUCAGUAUCCGGGAUUUGUUAUUUAGUACGAAGAAGAAUAUAUAUGCCGGCAAUAGAUCUACUGCAGCACUUUGUGGUAGGUUAUGGGUUCAAGUCAAGAACGGAGUUGCCACAGUACAGACCACGGUGCUGCGAGAAAAUACCUCCCCAAACUUGGUGCCUCGCUUUAUCCUACUUGCGAUACAAAACAUCAACUUCCUGCGUACACUCCACACAUCGUAUUACGACUACUUGACAACAAGACAGGUGGAACGAAAUGAAAGCCGAGCGCAUCAUGUUGUAAUAAUGAGAAUACUUAAGACUUCAAUAUACUGACGGGCUCCCA